This is a messenger RNA of Scatophagus argus, 6330 nucleotides long. RefSeq names its product neuropilin-1a-like. Gene Ontology annotation, molecular function: semaphorin receptor activity; vascular endothelial growth factor receptor activity. The record is from RefSeq and is a predicted model, not a curated record. The coding region runs from base 486 to 3362 and encodes 958 amino acids. Gene Ontology annotation, cellular component: membrane. The transcript has 18 exons. NCBI's taxonomy places the organism in Eukaryota, Metazoa, Chordata, Actinopteri, Scatophagidae. Gene Ontology annotation, biological process: vascular endothelial growth factor signaling pathway; angiogenesis; axon guidance.
GGUCAGUCAGUCGCUGCGAGCGCAGAGAGGCGGAGUGAGAGCCGAGCUCGAAUCAGGAGUAAAGAGAGCCGGAGAGCCGCGCUCCGCUGUUCCCCGCGGUGCUUUUCGCUGAAUGUUAUUAUUGCUUUCUCGGUUUUACAUUUUUCUUUUCCACUUGGAAGUACGUCCUCCGCUCCCGUUUGGCAUCAGAAGUGAGAGCUUCGAUAAAGAGCCGAGGGCGCGCGGCUGCCACUUUUGGUGAACGGAUUUUCCCCUUUUGAUUCUUCGUCUUAUUUUCUGCAUUUGGAUUAAUUAAUUUUUCCAGGAGAUGGCAAGUUGUUCCCUGACAGAAGCGGGGAUCUGGUGCUGAAGCUCGCAGGAUGCUGGGGACCCCACAACAACCAGAUCCCAUACUUUGAGACAAUUUUCGGUCAUUUUUGUCUCUGUUGGACGUAAUCCUAUCUGGACGUUUUCCCCUCCCGUUUGUCUUUAUUUUCUUCCACAGAAUGUCUGUGUUGAACAGUCUAAGGAUGCGUGGUGGAUUGCUAUUGUUCCUUUUUACCCAAGUCAUCUCGGUUGCUCCGUUGACUCAGACUGAUAAAUGCGGGGGGAACAUAGAGAUACACGCCGCGGACUACCUGACCUCCCCGGGCUAUCCCGGCGCCUACCCGCCCUCCCAGCAGUGCGUGUGGGUGAUAACAGCCCCUGAGCCCGGCCAGAAGAUUCUCAUCAACUUCAAUCCGCAUUUCGAUCUGGAGGACCGAGACUGCAAGUACGACUACGUGGAGGUUUACAAUGGCGGCGACGAGCUUUCGCCCAUGUCGGGAAAGUUUUGCGGGAAGAUCGCGCCGUCUCCGAUCGUCUCCAGUGGCAGUCAGCUCCUCAUCAAGUUCGUCUCUGACUACGAGACGCACGGGGCGGGAUUCUCGGUGCGCUACGAGGUCUUCAAGACAGGUCCAGAAUGUUCCAGGAACUUUACGGCACCCAGGGGCGUCAUCAAGACACCGGGCUUCCCCGAGAAGUACCCCAACAACCUGGAAUGCACCUUCAUGAUCUUCGCCCCCAAGAUGUCUGAGAUCGUGGUGGAGUUCGACAGCUUCGACAUGGAGCCUGACACCACGCCGCCGCCAGGCGCCGUCUGCCGAUACGACUGGCUGGAGAUCUGGGACGGCUUCCCUGCAGUGGGUCCCCACAUUGGCCGGUACUGUGGCCAGACGUCCCCUGGCCGUGUGAUCUCCUACACUGGCAUCCUGUCCAUGACCAUCACCACUGACAACGCCAUCGCCAGAGAGGGAUUCUCUGCUAACUACACCAUCCGAGAGAGAAGCCUCCCCCCGGGACACGAAGACGAGGGUUUUGCUUGCAUGGAGCCACUCGGUAUGCAGUCGGGGGAAAUUUCCUCAGACCAGAUCAGCGCCUCCUCCCAGUAUAACUCCAACUGGUCCCCUGAACGCUCACGUCUCAACUACCAGGAGAACGGCUGGACGCCCUCCGACGACACCGUCAGGGAGUGGAUACAGGUGGACUUGGGAUUUGUCCGAUUUGUCACCGCCAUCGGGACGCAGGGAGCAAUCUCAAAAGAGACAAAGAAGCAUUACUUUGUCCGCUCAUACAAAGUGGACCUGAGCUCCACCGGAGAGGACUGGGUGACCGUGAAGGAGGGCUCAAAGCAGAAGAUCUUCCAGGGGAACAGCAACCCGACGGACGAGGUUCGCUCCUACCUCCCCAGACAGACUCUGGCUCGUUACAUCCGCAUCAGGCCCUCGUCCUGGGAGCAGGGAAUCUGUAUGCGCUUUGAGAUCUACGGCUGCAGGACGUCAGACUACCCAUGUUCAGGGAUGCUGGGGAUGGUGUCAGGUCAGAUCUCAGACGCUCAGAUCAGCGCCUCGUCGUACGCCGACCGGGGCUGGGUGGCUGAAAACGCCCGCUUAUUGACCGGGAGAUCGGGCUGGACCGGGCAGCAAACCAAGCAGCCCUUCAGGAAUGAGUGGCUGCAGGUGGAUCUGGGCCAGGACAAGAUGGUGAGCGGCGUGGUGAUCCAGGGAGGGAAACACCGCGACAGGAACGUCUUUAUGAAGAGGUUUAGGGUGGGCCACAGCCUGGAUGGAGAGGAGUGGACCAUCGUCAAGGAGGACAACACCACCAAGCCCAAGAUGUUCAUCGGGAAUCAGAACCACGACACUCCAGAGCUGAGGUCAGUGGGUCCCCUCCUGACCCGCUUCGUCAGGAUCUACCCAGAGAGAGCCACCAACGAGGGCCUGGGGCUCCGACUGGAGCUGCUGGGCUGUGAACUGGACGACAUUACAACCCCUGCCCCUUCCACCACGCCCAUCGCUUCCACGUUUCCCAUGACCACGUUUGGAGCCACCACCACAGCGCCGACCACCGUGCCCGGCACGACCCCGGCUACGGACUGUGAGGACGGACAGCAGGAAUGUGGUGGCGAGACCGAGGCCCCUGACGACUACGACAUAGUGACAGCAGGAGGCACCACAGGGGUCGACCCCAUCAUGGACUUCAUACCAGCGUACGUGUGGUUCGCCUGCAACUUUGACUUCUCGUCGUACUGCGGCUGGACCAAAGAGACCGGGACGGGGGCUGAGUGGCUCAUCCAGGCCAACGGGGCUCCUGCCAUCCACAGAGGACCGACGCUCGACCACACAGGUGGACCGGGGAACUUCAUCUACAUGCAGCUGAGCGAAACAGAUACACCAAGCAAAACAGCUGAAGACGAUGAUGAGGAGGAGAAGGUGGCCAGGUUGGCCAGCCUGCCCAUCACUGCGACGGACGCCGACCUGUGCAUGUCCUUCUGGUACCACAUGUUCGGUGAACACGUGGGGGCGCUGCACAUCAAGCAGAGGAAGGAGGCGGAGGGCGGGCAGAUCCUGUGGACGGUCAGCGGUCACCAGGGCAGGCGGUGGAGGGAGGGACGAGUUUUACUGCCACACUCGACAGUCUCAUAUCAGGUGAUUGUGGAGGGCGUCGCAGACAGACGCAGCGCCGGUCACAUCGCUGUGGACAACAUCCACAUCAUGGAUGGACUCCAUGCCGAGGACUGCAAGGAUCCAGACGCUCCUACGUCUCCACCAACUGAGAUCUUUAUCCUACCGAUGGACUCUCUCUCACAGGACAACAGCGAGCUCGGCGGUCCCGGCAACAUGCUGAAGACCCUGGACCCCAUCCUCAUCACCAUCAUCGCCAUGUCCGCGCUGGGCGUCUUACUGGGCGCCAUCUGCGGCGUCGUCCUGUACUGCGCCUGCUCUCAGGGCAGCAUGACGGACAGGAACUUAUCUGCCCUGGAAAACUAUAACUUUGAGCUGGUGGACGGAGUGAAGCUAAAGAAGGACAAGAUGAACGGACAGACUAACUACUCAGAGGCGUGAGGGAAACAGAGAGGCGGAGCUGCGAUUGCUCCUCACGGACACAUGAUGCAGCCAAUCAAGAGGGAGGAACACAGGGCUGAAGCCACCAAUGGGACGGCAGGGUGGGCUGGAAGUGAGCCAAUGUAAUUUUUUUUUUCUCAGGAGCGGCAGUUGAAGGGACUGACCUGUAGGGGGCACUGUGUAUAAAGAAUCUGUACAGCAAAAAAAAAAAAAGAAAGAAAGAAAAAAGAAAAUUAAGGAUUCUAUUUGUUUUUUUGGUGUGCUUUGUUGAUUUCAUGUUAUCACAUGCUGGUGUUGAGACCAAUUCAGAUGAAAGUAUCAUUUGUGUACUUUUAUGGAAAGACAAGAUUAGAUUUUUUUUGUUUGUUUGUUUGUUUUUCCUGUCUGUUUUUCAGAUGUUUUUCACAGGAAGAGCAGAGUGUGUGUGUGUGUGUGUGUGUGUGUGAAAACUGCUAUUCUGAUAUUUGGCUCUUUAGCUGGCCAUAUGUCCCUGUUUGUGUGUGUGUGUGUGUGUGUGUGUGAGAAAACGUGUGUGUGUGUCACACUCAUAUACAUCUACAUUUGAGGUGUGUAUGUGUCUCGCUGUAGGUGUGAUUGUGUAUAUAUGAAGUGCAGCCAUCUUUCUUUGUGUGUGUGUGUGUGUGCAUGUGCGUGUGUGUGUGUGAAGGCGGGUACCAUCGUGACCUGUGUCUGGUUCCAACAGUGCCUUUUGUUUUCCUCCAACUUUUCUGUUGCCUUGUUUUCUGCUGGUUGUUUUCCCAUCGGCUGGCGUUUCCGUCCAGGGUUCCUACACGUGUGGAAAAGUGCUGAAAAUUAGCAUUAGCAAUUUGCACUUUUCCAGACUGAGAUUAUAAAGCUACAUAUUUUUUAGAGUUGUAGUGUGCUGUCUAAUAUCUCAUGCGUUGGUGUAGAUCUGAAGAUCUUCUUGCCUUGGUGACACAGAUUGAAAUGUUUAGGUCAAAGUUAAGCAGUGAACGUUUAGGUUUUGGAAAGCUUUGGAAAAACUCUGGAAUUUCAUAAUGGAAAAUGUGUAGGAGCCCUGAAUGCCUCAUUUUCAUGGCACAUGACACAUCCAACAUAUUGUACAUAGGUUUUAAUAUAUUUGAGCGCCCUUUUCUAUAGAAAAGACACCAGUGCCGCAGUAUCCUUUCUAUGUUGGAAUCACACUCGCCCCAAAAUUCAGAAAAUGUACAGAAAAUAUUAGUUUUAACAGACUGAGGCAACUAAUCUGUGGUUUGUGUUUCUUUUACAAACGCGAUCUGCUUGCCGUUUUGUUUGGUUUCUGAUUGUACUCUGGGAACGGGAACAGCAAUGUAAAACAUGACUUUGUGUUAAUGGAGAAAUGCCUCAUGGGAAAUGGUGUUCUUGUACAGGGUAAAACACGCAACCUCAGCACCACAGAGACGAUGACGGCACGUCAUGAAUGGAUCAUCGGAGCCGAAAUAUUUUGUAAUACUGCAAACUUUUCUCACUGGCACACAAAAUGACUGUGAAACCUUUAACCAGAAGUGUGUCCAGCAUCCGAAGGACUUCAAGUGUCUCUCUUCGGGUCCAUCGGCGUCUUUUAUUGUCCUCCGCAGAAUGAGGACGCUCUGAAGGCUGACUGACCUGACUGCAGAAACGAGAACUGAUCUUUGCUAUGACAAUGCUGUACUCUCUGUCCUGUGUUGACUAUCAGAGGAGAAAUCUUUGAAGGUUCUUUACUGAAGCAAAAACGAUGUUCAACAGCAACAACAACCCAGGAGGUGAUGAACUGCAGCCGAACAGACUGUCCAGUUCCUACCUCGCUUUUCCACUUCCUUUGAGCUAAAGCGGCCUGGCGAUGGCACACGCAAUUAAUUCACAUUUUCAUAUCAAGGAUGAGUUUACCAGUUAAUCAGAGCAGAGACCCCACAGAAGUGUCUGGUAGAAACAUGAGGCUCAUUAAUGUUUAAAAAAUCUGAAAAUUGGGUUUUCUAAAAGGUCAUCUGCAGUGAAAGAAAAAAAAUGUUUUAUUUGCUCUUCAGCAGCGCAAUUUGCAUUUUCAUCCCCAUUUUACUUACCUUUAAUCUCUAUUUGCAGGAUCAUUUUCCUGUUGCACUGCACUGUGGAAUCCAACUAAUUUUUAAUGUAGCAUUAAGUGGCAUCUCGUCAGCUCAAAAUGUGAAGUGAGGCUGUUUGUCAGUAGUCCGCAUGGCAUCGGUUAUUUCCUUUAAGACGAGCUGAUUUUGUCGUAAAGGAAAUCCGCCUCCUCAGUCGGUUCUGAGAGAACAUUUCCAAUCAAGUUAAGGUGCUCACUGUUAGCUCUCGAAAAUCACGCUCAUUCGGACGUCUUUGUUUUUCCUCAGCAAAAUAUCCAGCACACACAGCAAAAGAAGCAGAGAGACGUCCAUAAAGCUCGGUCCCCUUUAAACAAGAAAGGAUGCUGCAGCACUAGAUGUAAAAACAAAUGUUGCACUGAUAUAUUUAAAAAAAGUCUGUGUUUAUGAUGUUGAUUUAUGAAAAGAGAGAAAGAAGGAGGGAGAGGAAAGUGUUAUUGUUACUUCUUUUUAACAUGGUUUCAGAUGUUAUAAUUCUGUGAAGUACAAUUUACAGAGAUUUUCAUUCUCGAAAAAGCUUCUGUGCGUCUCUUUGAAACGUAACGAUUUUAUUUACUUGGUAUAAUAUCACCUUGUGUUUUUGCCACUGAUGUACGUGCCAUUGUUUUGGUUUUUUCUUUGUAUGAAGAGAAAAAUUGUUUUAUUUUCAGUACUGCUUCUGUAAUUUUUGCCGUCUCAGAUCCAGAAAAAAGAAAAAACACAAGAGAGGAACCAAGAAAGUUAAAAAAAAAAAAAAAAGGUAAAGCAGUGAGGCCUUAAGUGACUAAAAGUAUUGUUUGUACUUUGACUUUCUGGUCAGCAUCCAGGCUCAUCCGUCUCUGUUGUCUCAGACUCUGAUCAUUGACUAUUACAUUCCAAAGAAUUGGAUCAAAUAAAUGUUUUAAGUAAAA